This is a messenger RNA of Anopheles bellator, 1068 nucleotides long. RefSeq names its product protein FAM151B-like. Gene Ontology annotation, biological process: spermatogenesis. The record is from RefSeq and is a predicted model, not a curated record. Lineage: Eukaryota; Metazoa; Arthropoda; Insecta; Diptera; Culicidae. The transcript has 5 exons. The coding region runs from base 15 to 914 and encodes 299 amino acids.
GAAGAUUUUUGAAAAUGUUUUUCUAUUGUAUUCUUGGUUGCGUUUUGGUGCUAUCAGGAGGAAGGAGUGUCACCGAAGGGGCUAAUUUGCGGAAAAAUCUAACACAAGUUACGUGGGCUCAUGCCGUGAACGAUGCUGAAUACCUGACCCGUGUUCUCGACAGCGACAUCCAGUUCAUAGAAUGUGACAUCUCUUUGGGCUAUCUAAAGGAAGACGUGAACAGAGAAAAUGAGAUACCCAUAAUGGCCCAUCCUCCGGCUAACGAGUCCGACAUAUCCCUCGAAACGUUCCUGCAGCGCGUGUUGCAGUACAACCAACAGAUAAUGGGACUCCCUGAUUUGCCCGGUCAACCGGAGGAUGAUAAAUGUUUUACGAUGGACGAGAAUCACACCAUUCAUGUUGAGCCAUUUAGCGACGAUGAAAGUGACAACGAAUCCAUCGGCGAGAAUAGUGGGUACGCGGGCUAUCAACCACUAAGCGUGGAUGACCGGAGCCACCCUACCGUGCAUCGCCGACUAUCCGCAAUGGAUGACGAGCGAGAACUCGACGAUGAGACCGAUUUCAUCGAGCCCGGUGCUGUGGAUAUGUACGGCAGCAGUAGCACAGAAUUUCUCAACGUCGACGUAUGGAAUGCCCCUCGUCCCGAUGAACUCAACAUCGACAUCGAUGCAAACAAGGCAGCCGAGAUAGUGACCGUAAUGGCGAGCAUAAAACUGCCCACGACAGCCGUUCCGGAUUGGGCCCGUGGAGUGCCGGAAGAAGAAUGGAAGGAAAAUUUACUACAGCGAAUCCGCCAACGACAGCAACCGGAAGCAGUCGAUGGGUGUAGUACGUCGGCCCCAGCAGCAGCAGCAGCAGCAACUGGCCCAUUGCCGGCACCGCCGCUGGACAGCGGCAGUAGUCGUACGGCGUGAUUUAAGAGAAGUGUACCCAUUCCAUGUAUGCAAUGUUUUCCGUAAGCCGUCAUGUGCGGUCAACUUUAAUUUUACCUUGAGCGCUGGCGGAAUGCUAUUUGAAAACGUAUUUUCUCCUUUUUUAUUGUCCUCCACCGCUUGGGCUGAUCUCGAA